CGUCAAGCACACGUAAUUGUCCCUUUGAUUGCUUGUAAAGUUUUGCCGAGAGCACGCCGAGGUCACGCCCGGUGGCGCUCUCAUGGCGAAAGAAGGUAUCUUCGGUCUCGAACUGGAGACCCCUUUCGCUUUGGGAGUCCACCGAAGCAUUGACCUUUGAGCAAAGCGAAAGGAAAAGAGAGCAAAACCGAAGAGAAGAAAGCAGCAAUCUGGACAUUCAUUAAGUUGAAAUCAGGAAUAGGGCAUUGUGUUGGUGAGUUUUCCGAUGCUGAAAAUUUCAGCUUUCAUAGUUAUGGAAGAUCUUCAAGAGAGUUCAUCAACUUCGUCCUCUUUAAUCUCUUGCUCGUCUUCCUCCUCUUCGCCUAAUCAACAUCCACUGGCAAUUGAUACUGAGCUCUGGCUGAUGGCUGAGGAAAGGAUCCAAGAGAUAUUGUGUAUUAUCCAACCUGCUCUAGCUUCUGAGCAAAAAAGGAAGGGGGUCAUCGAAUAUCUUCAGCAACUAAUUAAUAGUUACUAUGGAGUUGAGGUAUUCUCAUUUGGCUCGGUACCAUUGAAAACCUAUCUUCCUGAUGGUGAUAUUGAUUUGACUGUGGUUAGCCAUCAAAAUGCAGAAGAGGACUUGGCUAGAGAUGUCUGCAGAAUCUUUGAAAGUGAAGAGCUGGACUCUGAAUUCCAAGUCAUUGAUGUUCAAUAUGUUCGUGCACAGGUUAAGAUUGUAAAAUGCAGUGUGAAAGAUAUACCGGUGGACAUAUCUUUCAAUCAAAUGGCAGGGCUAUCUGCGCUAUGCUUUCUAGAGCAGGUUGAUCAACUUAUUGGGAAUGACCAUCUUUUUAAAAGAAGUAUUAUCUUGAUCAAAGCCUGGUGCUAUUAUGAGAGCCGAAUUCUUGGUGCCCAUUAUGGCUUGAUUUCAACAUAUGCAUUAGAAAUGCUGGUUUUGUGCAUCAUCAAUCUCUUUCAUUCAUCGUUAUGUGGCCCUUUAGCGGUUCUAUAUAGAUUUUUGGACUAUUAUAGCACAUUUGAUUGGGAUAAUUACUGUGUCAGUAUAAAUGGUCCAGUUGCCAUAUCUUCACUUCCAGAGCUUGUUGACACUCUGGGAAACGAUGGAGAUGAAUUACUGCUCAGUCAGGAAUUUCUGAGGAGAUGCAGGGAAAUAUAUUCUGUUCCAAUUAAGGCAUUGGAAACUACGGGACAUGAAUUUCCUGUUAAGCACCUCAACAUAGUGGAUCCUUUGAAGGACAACAACAACUUAGGGCGAAGUGUUAGUAAAGGAAAUUUCCACCGGAUAAGAUGUGCUCUUUUGCAUGGGGCUCAAAGGCUUGGAGCUAUCCUUAUGCUACCAGGUGAAAGCAUCGGUAUGGGACUCGAAAAGUUCUUUCUGAACACUUUGGACAGGAAUGGGAAGGGACAAAGACCAGAUGCACAAGUUCCUGUCUCUGUGUUUGGUACUGGAAGAUAUGAAGAAUCUGAUCUUAAUGGAGACUUUAAUAGUUGCUAUAAUGGUCUACUGUAUGGCCAGUGGUAUCAUGAUUAUACCUUGCCCGUUCCAUCCCAGUUGAAUCCAUCAUCGCCACCCUCUGAAAUCCGUAACAGAAGUGCAUGGGACAGCCUGCGCCAGUUUGUGCGUUGCAAGCGAAAUCUUUUUUAUCGAUGGGGAACAGAGGUAUUUGUCCCAAGACUACCAUUCUGCCAUCCUUAUGUUUCUCAACUGUCUGGUGCUACGUUCAAUGUUGAUGAAGUGGAGAAAUCACGAGGAACAGGCACAUAUAUUCCUGACAUGACGCAUCAUUCUUACAAAGAAACCUAUGCAUCGGCCAGAGUAAGGAAUUCAGAAUCUAACACUCAUGUUCUGACACUGAAAUCAUGUACAAAGACUGGUCAGGAUGAAGAUUUACCAGAAAGAGACAAGGGCAGAGAUGGCUAUUCCCUUGAUCUUUCACUGGAUGAAUUCCCACAUCUUCCAGUCAUCAAGAAGCCUACACCAUCAGAAGCCAACCACCAGUUUGAUCAGUCCACUGUUAAUUCUAUGCAGGCCAUGGACUGCCCUUCUCCUACAGUAUGUAUUAAGUUUGGAAGUUAUGAACAAUCAGUGCCACUGUUAAGGUUGCCUUCAUCACCAGUGAGGAAGAUGAAAUAUUCCGGUGCUUCCACCACUUCAGAGUCUAAACAGGAAUCAUCCGAAAGUGAUGAAGAUAUGGUUAUCAUUCAAUCAUACCAUCUGAAGGAUGAAGACUUCCCUCCGUUGUCCUCAUGAAAGCAUUUAAGGGUGGAAGCAACAGUCACAACGUGAAUACAAGCCUAUGCUCUACCCUGACCUUUCUUGCAAGAGUUUACCCCAUCUUGGAGAGGCUUUAGGAAUAGUUCUGUUGUUUUAGUUUUUUGCAUUUUCUUGUCUUCUGCCAAAGGCUAAUUAUUUAGAUGGCACUUUUAGAGAAGGGAUUUUAGACAGAUACUGCCUGCCUUCUAGCCUCAUUUAGUGACUUGUAAACAUAUAUUGCCUAGGAGUUUAUCAUCAUCUUUAGUCAUUUUUUUUUUUUGUUUUUUUUUUUUUUUUUUCCAGAUAAAAUGGGAUGUAUACUUGAUAGAUAUUAAAUUUAUUAUUACCUCAUAAAAGCUCUCAUAUAUUAGAUUAAGGUGAAAAUGAAGAUUGGGAUGAGCUUUAACCUAUCCAAAGAAGACCUUUUUAUUUUUAUUUUUAUUUUUCAAGCAGAUCAAUUGUAUUUAUUCCCUUAUUUCAUGUUUCCAUAAA
Messenger RNA from Pistacia vera, 2746 nucleotides. RefSeq lists its product as uncharacterized. Lineage: Eukaryota; Viridiplantae; Streptophyta; Magnoliopsida; Sapindales; Anacardiaceae. Gene Ontology annotation, molecular function: nucleotidyltransferase activity. Bases 266 to 2251 code for a protein of 661 amino acids. The record is from RefSeq and is a predicted model, not a curated record. The transcript has 11 exons.